Panthera uncia (snow leopard) is the source of this 3114-nucleotide messenger RNA. It is a transcript of the gene SLC44A3, whose product is annotated as solute carrier family 44 member 3. The record is from RefSeq and is a predicted model, not a curated record. NCBI's taxonomy places the organism in Eukaryota, Metazoa, Chordata, Mammalia, Carnivora, Felidae. Gene Ontology annotation, cellular component: membrane. The transcript has 15 exons. Gene Ontology annotation, biological process: transmembrane transport. Gene Ontology annotation, molecular function: transmembrane transporter activity. Bases 470 to 2425 code for a protein of 651 amino acids.
UUUGUUGAUGAUUUCAUAAUGCUUGUCGAGCCGCUAGAACAGAAUCCGGCACAGGUAAGUGCUACUUCCUUGUCGGCUGGGCGUAAAGCAGUACUCCACCCCUCGGGAAGGAUUUGUUGAGACUCUGCUUCUUGCUCUUCGCAGAGGCGCUAAUUAGGACGCGCGCAGGAUCGUGGCUGAGCCGGGGCCUCCGCGCUUCGGUCGGCGAGAUGGGCAUCCCGGGAACCACCACCGCGCGGGUGGUGGACGCCGAGGGCCUGGGAACACGGCGGCCCUCCCGCUGACAGGUGACUGACCGGGGCGGGCCCGGAGCCGCUCCGGUGACGCCGAGGGCCAAGCUCGAGGCUCGCGGAGGCGGCCGCGGGGCGGCGCUGCGCCCCUUCCGGCUGCUGGGCCUUCUGGCCGCAGGCUCCUCUGCCGCGGGGCGCUUCGUGGGCUCCCAGUCUUCGGCCCGGCUGCGGAGCACAGGAUGCAGUGUCCCGGCGCCGAGUACCUGGUUUCUGCAGAGAGAACCCCCCGGAAAAGAGAGUGGAGACCUCAGAUUUAUAGGAAGUGCACAGAUACAACAUGGCUAUUCCUCUUCUUUCUCUUUUGGACUGGUUUGCUGUUCAUCAUGGGCUACUCGAUGGUGGCAGGAGCCACGGGAAGACUCCUCUUUGGCUAUGACAGCUUUGGCAACGUGUGUGGCAAGAAGAACUCCCCUGUAGAAGGGGCCCCUCUUUCAGGGCAGGACAUGACCCUGAAAAGACACGUAUUCUUUAUGAAUUCCUGCAACCCGGAAGUCAAGGACGUGAGGCUCAGUUCCACCAUCCUGUGCGUGUCGAGCUGUCCUGAAGAGCAGCUUGAUACCCUGGAAGAGGUCCAGCUCUUUGCAGACAAGAAUGGGUCCUUCCUGUGUGUUUACAGUUUGAAUUCCAUCAACUACACCCAGAAUCCAAAUGCAGACUCAUUGUGUCCCAGGCUGCCGGUUCCUCCGAGCAAGUCUUUCCCCUUGUUUAACAGAUGUGUCCCUCAAACACCCGAGUGCUAUUCCUUGUUUGCAUCUGUUUUGAUAAAUGAUGUUGACACCCUCCAUCAAAUUCUAAGUGGAAUAAUGUCAGGAAGAGACACAAUCCUUGGUCUGUGUAUCCUCGCAUUAGCCUUGUCUUUGGCCAUGAUGUUCACCUUCUGGUUCAUCACCACCCUUCUGGUUCACAUUUUCAUUGCACUGAUUAUUUCGGGACUGCUGUUUGUCUGUGGUGUCUUAUGGUGGCUGUAUUACGACUAUACCCAUGACCUCAGCAUAGAAUUGGACACAGAAAGGGAAAAUAUGAAGUGUUUGCUGGGGUUUGCUCUUGUAUCUACAGUAAUCACGGCAGUUCUGCUCAGCUUGAUUUUUGUCUUCAGAAAAAGAAUAAAAUUGACAGUCGAACUUUUCCAAGUCAUUAAUAAAGCCAUCAGCAACUCUCCAUUCCUGCUGUUCCAACCACUAUGGACUUUUGCCAUCCUCAUUUUCUUCUGGGUCCUCUGGGUGGCCGUGCUGCUGAGCCUGGGAACUGCAGGAGCUGCACAGGUUAUUGAAGGUGGCCAAGUGGAAUAUAAGCCUAUUUUAGGCAUUCGGUAUAUGUGGUGGUACCAUUUGAUUGGCCUCAUCUGGACUAGCGAAUUCAUCCUUGCGUGCCAGCAAAUGACUGUAGCCGGCGCACUUGUUACUUGCUAUUUCAACAGAAAUAAAAAUGACCCUCCUGAUCGCCCAAUCCUUUGGUCUCUCUCCAUUCUUUUCUGCUACCAUCAAGGAACAGCCAUAAAAGGGUCAUUUUUAAUCACUGUGGCAAGGAUUCCAAGAACCAUUCUCAAGUACAUUUACAACACUCUGAAAGACAAGCAUAAUGCAUGGUCGACGUACAUGUUCAGAUGCUGCUUCUGCUGUUUCUGGUGUCUUGACAAAUGCCUAUGUCAUCUCAACCAGAAUGCAUAUGCUGCAACUGCCAUUAAUGGGACAGAUUUUUGUACAUCAGCAAAAGAUGCACUCAAACUCUUAUCCAAGAAUUCAAGUCAUUUCACAUCUGUUAACUGCUUUGGAGACUUCAUAAUUUUUCUAGGAAAGGUGUUGGUGAUGUGUCUCACUGUUUUUGGAGGACUGAUGGCAUUUAACUACAACCGUGCCCUCCAGGUGUGGGCAGUCCCUCUGCUGCUGGUUGCUUUUUUUGCCUACUUUGUAGCCCAUAGUUUCUUAUCUGUGUUUGAAACUGUGCUGGAUGCACUCUUCCUGUGUUUUGCUGUUGAUCUGGAAACAAAUGAUGGAUCGUCGGAAAAGCCCUACUUUAUGGACCAAGAGUUUUUGAGUUUUGUAAAAAGGAUCAACAAGUUAAAAGACACGAGGGCACAGGGGGAGGAGAACUCACUAAGGAACGAGGAGGGAACAGAACUCCAGCCCGUUGUGUGAUAGGUGCCCAUUAGAGUGUUGCCCCUGGAAAGUGUCCUUCUUCUAAGAGCCAUUCACAGAAUAAAUGGUAAGGCCGAUAGACCCUAUUCUUCACUGUCUUUGUCCUUAUUGUUUGGCCAUUAUAAUACCAGAACCAUGAAAGUAUAUCCUAUUCCGGAUUCAGUAGUUCCUUAUCGAUGUAUAUCCACCUUGGGGUAUGAAUAUAAAAUACUCCCACCCCGUCCCCACCAAUGUUCCUGAAGAUGAUUUGAAGAUUAUUCCAAGUUGGAUUUAAGAUGCUUUUGAGGCACGUGAGUCUCGAUGGAGUAAGCGAGGGCCAAAUCAGGGUCAAAUACUAGUUUGAAUCUUGGCUGUCAUUUUCUGUGUACGAUGGGCAGGUCCCUACAGUUUCCCAAGCCUCAGUCUCUAGCAUAGAGUGCAUUGUUGUGUGGAUUAAUAAAGAAAUGAUAAAGUAUCUUAUAAGACCUGGGAAAGAGGACUUUUUAAACAAAAUCUGCCUUCACCUAUCUGGUAGUUAGCCAGAAAAUAAUCAGCCUGUGGCUCAUAUGAAUGUUCAAAAAAAAUAUUUAUUUAUAAAAAAUACAACGGGAUAAGUUUAUGCUGAGAAAUGCAGCAAUAAAUACAGUUGAAGGAAACAGCAACUCUACAUUGAUACAUUGGCACAAACAGGAAGAGCACACACACCACCC